GUGUGUUUGUUUCAGAUGGUCUCAUCUCUAAAUAUAGCGUUGGGUUGGUGUGAUGGGAGUGUCCAGCAGGAUUCUGACUCUGAUAAAGUCUUAAAACCUCGACUCUGAGACGUCCCAAGAUGCAGUUAGAACGAUCUUCAACAAGAAGAGAAAAAUACUUUUAUUAAUUCAUACGAGAUGGAAAACCAAGACAGAAAAGUGGAGGGUUGACGCCCAAAACCCACUGACCAAGGAAAUACAAAGACUGCAGUAGAUUUCUAUGGAUCCUUUAUGCACACCUCACAAAGAUGAGAAGGAAACUGCUUUCAUGAAAGAAGAGGAGGAAGAGGAGGAGGAAGAUGAUGAGGAAGAUGAUAGCGGGACAACAGUGAAAGACAGCGAGGAGGAAACUGUGAUCGUGAAGGAAGACGAGGAGGAGGAAGAUGCCAAAGAUGCCAAAGCCAAGGAGACUGAACCCCAGCACCAGAAGAAGCAGGCUUGGGUCCCCACUACCUACUCCAAGUUCGGUAAAGAGGUGUUCUGCUACGUAGGACAGGAGAUCAGCAUCUUUGAGGCCUUGGACUCUUACGGCGCUGUCAUCUGGCCAGCGGCGUUGGCUCUGUGUCACUACCUAGAGACCAACGUUGAGCAGUUGAAUCUGAUGGACAAGGCAGUGCUGGAGCUAGGAGCAGGACCUGGCCUAGUGUCUAUUGUUGCCACACUCCUAGGUGCCUGGGUCACAGCUACAGACCUGCCAGAGAUCCUGGGUAACCUGAGAGCCAACCUGCUCCGUAACACAAGAGGGCACUGUAGGUACACUCCCCAAGCUGCAGCUCUGUCCUGGGGUCCUGACGUGGAACGGACUUACCCCAGAUCCGUCUAUCGCUAUGACUACGUGCUGGCGGCUGACGUGGUGUAUCACCAUGACUACCGGGAUCAGCUGCUGUUCACCAUGAGAUACUUCUGCCGUCCAGGAACCACUCUGAUCUGGGCCAACAAGGUCCGCCUCGAGACAGACCUGAGAUUCACUGAGGACUUCCAGAACACCUUCAACACCACACUGCUGGCUGAGAUAGGACAAGUAAACAUAUUCAUGGCCACGUGUCGAGAAACAGAGGUGGAACCAGAGCUGGUCCGAGGAAUACAACAGGAAGAGGAGGAGUUGGAGGAAGAGGUGGAGGAAGAACGCGUCACAGAGUGUGUACAGGAGGAGGAAAAUGGUUUAGAGGAAGAGGAGGAAGUGGUUGAGGCCGUUGAAACAACUGAGAAGGAGGUAGAAGACGAGACGAAAGAGGAUGAGGAGAACCAGGAAGACUCUGAGGAAUACAGAGACGUCGAAGAGCAGCACAUUUCUACUGACCCUCGUUCUACCUCCCAAUCAGAGCUUGAGGGUCUUGAGGAGGAAGACACUCAGGACUCAAAUGUCCAGCAGCAGGAGAGACCAGUCUGGGUCGAGGAGUUUGCUGUGGAGGAAGACACUCAGGACUCAAAUGUCCAGCAGCAGGAGAGACCAGUCUGGGUCGAGGAGUUUGUUGUGGAGGAAGACACUCAGGACUCAAAUGUCCAGCAGCAGGAGAGACCAGUCUGGGUCGAGGAGUUUGUUGUGGAGGAAGACACUCAGGACUCAAAUGUCCAGCAGCAGGAGAGACCAGUCUGGGUCGAGGAGUUUGUUGUGGAGGAAGACACUCAGGACUCAAAUGUCCAGCAGCAGGAGAGACCAGUCUGGGUCGAGGAGUUUGUUGUGGAGGAAGACACUCAGGACUCAAAUGUCCAGCAGCAGGAGAGACCAGUCUGGGUCGAGGAGUUUGUUGUGGAGGAAGACACUCAGGACUCAAAUGUCCAGCAGCAGGAGAGACCAGUCUGGGUCGAGGAGUUUGUUGUGGAGGAAGACACUCAGGACUCAAAUGUCCAGCAGCAGGAGAGACCAGUCUGGGUCGAGGAGUUUGUUGUGGAGGAAGACACUCAGGACUCAAAUGUCCAGCAGCAGGAGAGACCAGUCUGGGUCGAGGAGUUUGUUGUGGAGGAAGAGAAAAGGUCAGAGAAGCAAGACAACAGUUUGGAGGAGGAGGAGGCUGAGGCAGGUGAUGACAGUAGCCAAGCAUGGGAGGAACAGACGUUGGAACGUAGUGAUGAAGGAUAUGAGGAUGAUGAUGAAGCAGAAAACACUAACUCCCGCUGUAGCACCGAAGUGACUGACCAAGACAUUAUCGAGGAGUUGGACACCAAGGAAACCAAGGAUAUAGGAGAUGUCCAGCAGGAUAAUAACCACGUCCCCUGGUUACGACUGGACAGAGAGGUCUACUUCUAUGCUGGGCACAAAAUCAACAUCGUUGAGGCAUUGGACUCCUAUGGCGGAGUGAUCUGGCCAGCAGCGUUGGCUCUAUGUAACUACCUGGAGACCAAUACUGAUGUGAUAGAUCUGAAAGGAAAGCAGGUUCUGGAGCUGGGAUCAGGGACAGGAUUAGUGUCUGUCGUCGCCAGUCUACAGGGUGCCCAGGUGACGGCCACUGACCUCCCAGACGUCCUUAGUAAUCUGAGAUACAACUUGCUCCGAAACACCAGAGGGCGCUCUAAAUAUACACCUGAGGUGACAGCUCUGGCCUGGGGACCUGGGGUGGAACGCACUUACCCCAGAUCCAUCUAUCACUAUGACUACGUGCUGGCGGCUGACGUGGUGUAUCACCAUGACUUAGAGGAGCUGUUGUUUACCAUGAGAUACUUCUGUCGUCCAGGAACCACUCUGAUCUGGGCCAACAAGGUCCGCCUCCAGACAAACCUGGGAUUCACUGAGGAUUUCAAGAACACCUUCAACACCACACUGCUGGCUGAGAUGGGAGAGGUUAAGAUCUUUAAGGCCACGUGUAAAAGGUAGGGAUUAGGGAAAGAAGUCUGAGGAACUAGUUUCGACAUUCCUGCCGACUACAACCAAGACUUCCUGUCCCUUCUUCCUCUGAGAAAUGCUUGAAGGCAGAAGGCGGCCAUCUUGGGUAAUAAUACUGGACAUUGAUGGACUGCUGACGUUGUCAGUUGUUGAUGAUUGAUUUGUACUUACUACUGACCUACUAUAUGUAGUGGUUUAUUGUUUACUUAGUUUUUACACAUGUACUUGGAUAGUUUGUAUUGAUAUUAAUAUUAAAAUGUAUGCACUUUG
Molecule: messenger RNA, 3130 nt
Organism: Coregonus clupeaformis (lake whitefish)
Lineage: Eukaryota; Metazoa; Chordata; Actinopteri; Salmoniformes; Salmonidae
Product: golgin subfamily A member 6-like protein 22
Exons: 9
Coding region: 260-2851 (863 amino acids)
Biological process (GO): peptidyl-lysine methylation
Cellular component (GO): cytoplasm; cytosol
Molecular function (GO): protein-lysine N-methyltransferase activity
Source: RefSeq, a predicted model, not a curated record